Messenger RNA from Miscanthus lutarioriparius, 1617 nucleotides. Lineage: Eukaryota; Viridiplantae; Streptophyta; Magnoliopsida; Poales; Poaceae. The record is from the annotation of a GenBank genome assembly.
AUGGCCGGUGUGGCGGCGCCGGAGUGGCCGGGGACGACGGUGCCUGCGGCGGGCUACUCCGGCAGCGACGUCGUCGCGGCGCUGUGGCAGCAGGUCAAGUCCCCGGUGGUGGUGCCGCUGCUGCGGCUGUCGGUGGCGCUGUGCCUGGCCAUGUCCGUGAUGCUGUUCGCGGAGAAGGUUUACAUGGCCGUGGUGGUCCUGGCGUCGCGCCUGCUCGGGCGGCGGCCCGAGCGGCGGUACCGGUGGGAGCCCAUCGUCCGCGACGGCGGCGACCUCGAGGCCGGCAGCGACGUGGUCGCCUACCCCAUGGUGCUCGUCCAGAUCCCCAUGUACAACGAGCGCGCGGUGUACCAGGUGUCGAUCGGGGCGGCGUGCGGGCUGUCGUGGCCGUCGGACCGGAUCAUCGUGCAGGUGCUGGACGACUCCACCGAUCCCGUCAUCAAGGAGCUGGUUCGGGCGGAGUGCGCGCGGUGGGCGAGCAAGGGCGUGAACGUCAAGUACGAGGUCCGGGACAGCCGGCGCGGGUACAAGGCCGGCGCGCUCCGGGAGGGCAUGAAGCGCGCCUACGUCCGCGGCUGCGACGUGGUGGCAAUCUUCGACGCCGACUUCCAGCCGGAGCCGGACUUCCUGUGCCGCACCGUGCCCUUCCUCCUCCACAACCCCGACCUCGCGCUCGUCCAGGCGCGCUGGAACUUCGUGAACGCAGAUGAAUGCCUGAUGACGAGGAUGCAGGAGAUGUCCCUGGAUUACCACUUCACAGUGGAGCAGGAGGCCGGCUCCUCCACCUACGCCUUCUUCGGCUUCAACGGAACUGCUGGUGUAUGGCGCAUAUCCGCUUUGAACGAGGCAGGAGGAUGGAAGGACAGGACCACGGUGGAGGACAUGGAUCUGGCAGUCCGAGCUAGCCUCAAAGGAUGGAAUUUUGUAUUCCUUGGUGAUCUCAUGGUGAAAAAUGAGCUCCCAAGUACACUCAAAGCGUACCGAUAUCAGCAGCACAGAUGGUCAUGUGGACCAGCAAACUUGUUUAGGAAAAUGUUGAUGGAGAUCGUCAGAAACAAGAAAGUGACACUUUGGAAGAAAAUCCAUGUCAUCUACAACUUCUUCCUUGUGCGCAAGAUCAUAGCACACAUUGUGACGUUUGUGUUUUACUGCAUUGUUAUCCCCGCGACGGUCUUGGUUCCUGAUGUUGAAAUACCAAAGUGGGGUUCUGUCUAUAUCCCAACCAUAAUAACCCUUCUCAAUGCUGUUGGCACUCCAAGGUCAGUUCACUUAAUUGUCUUCUGGAUCCUCUUUGAGAACGUGAUGUCAUUGCAUAGAACAAAGGCCACUUUCAUCGGCCUAUUGGAGGCAGGCAGGGUGAACGAAUGGGUGGUGACAGAAAAACUUGGUGAUGCCCUGAGGAUGAAAAUGCCAGGCAAGGCAAGCAAGAAGCCCCGCAUAAGGAUAGGAGAUAGGUUGCAUAUUCUGGAGCUUGGUAUUGCAGCUUACCUCUUGUUUUGUGGAUGCUAUGACAUUGCAUUUGGGAACAACCACUACUACAUAUUCCUAUUCCUCCAAUCCAUAGCUUUCUUCAUUGUUGGCAUAGGCUAUGUUGGAACAUUCGUCACCCACUCAUAG